CCGGGGCGGGGCCGUGCAGUGCCCGGGGCGGCGGGAGGAGCGCAGCCGGGCCAUGGCGGGGCGGGCGGCGGGCGGGGAGCGGCGGCUCCCCCGGGACUGCUGCGAGGGGCUGGGCGCGCUGGAGUACCGGCAGGUGGAUGUGACAGCCAUGGUGCAGCUCUUCGGCUACAUAGAUGUGACUGACUCUGGCUUCAUUGCGGCUGUCCUCUCCAUCGCCUUCAACCCGCUCUUCUGGAAUGUGGUAGCCAGAUGGGAGCACAAAACGCGAGCACUCAGCCGAGUCUUUGGCUCUCCACGUGCUGCCUGCUACUCCCUGGGCGCCGUUAUCCUGAUGCUUAACUGUGUGCGAAGCCAUUGCUUCACAGAAGCCAUGAAGAGCCAGCCGAAGCUGGAGAGCUUGGACUGCCACUGGGCCUAUUACUCAGGCUUUGCCAUCUUGGCUGUAGGGACCUUGUUUGUCAUCUCCAGCUUCUUAGCACUAGGAUUCACUGGAACAUUCCUAGGUGAUUACUUUGGCAUCCUGAUGGAGGCAAAAGUGACCAGUUUCCCCUUCAGCAUCCUGGAUAAUCCCAUGUACUGGGGCAGCACGGCCGUCUACCUGGGCUGGUCCCUCAUGCAUGCAAGCCCAGCUGGCCUUUUCCUGACAGCUGUAGUGGCAAUUUCCUACACAAUCGCAAUGCUGUAUGAGGGGCCUUUCACAGAGGAAAUAUAUCGGCAGAGACAGAAGAGAGUGAAGAACAAGUAGCAACAGCAGUGUCUCGGAUACGUCGGCACAGCGUGCCUCUCUGGUCCCCACAUUGUCUGAUUUGCCCGUUUUCCUACUGAGAUGGAUCCUACUAAUUAGCCCAGCAACCCUUAAUGAGCCAACUGAGCACUCUGCGGUAUUAGAAGCAAUCAGAGGAACAGCCCAAGCGUGGCGGCACCUCCUCGCUGGGCCUCGCCGGAGCCGGAAGGCCCUGUCCCUGCAUCUCUGUCUCCAUUGCUGGGUCACUGCUGCUCCUGCCACGAAGGCGAUGCUCUUCUGGGAGCCACGGGACUUCCCAAUCUCUUCUCCUGCACUGAUUAUUGGAGAUCUGCAAGGGAAAAAGCAAUUCAGGGCCAGCCCCAGCCUGGAGGGCAAACAGAGUAAUGAUGGAGACGUGGGGAGGUCCUUUUGUAAGCGCACUCUAAGCAUAAGGAGGCACCAGCUCCCACUAGUCCUGAAGGUCAUCUGAAGAUGCUGCCGAAGAACCACAGGAAGCAAACAGAAGCUUGGGCAAAGCAACGGAAAGGGCUCAGGAGCCUCUGAGAUGUUCAAACACGGCUGGAGAAGGAAGAGGGAAAACCACUAUAAACUCAACAACAACAAAAUCUGCUGCAAAGCCAAUAAUACCCCCCCCCCUCAUUUCUGGGAGAGGGACACCUCCCCACCCAGAGCUGUAUUUUCCUGCCUGUGUAGAGCCCUAUAGCAUCUCUGCAGUAUUUGCUCCAAGAAAGGUGACUGAAAAAAAAACACGUAGAUGUGAAUGUACAACCUAAACCACAGGAGAUGGAGGACUGGUGGGCAUCCCAUGGGUAAGCCCAACCGGGAGAAGACCAAGGGGAAGAGUCAAUCCCCAUCCAUACCCUACUGCUAGCCCAUCCCUGGCUGUGUCGGUGCCCCAGCCCCCUCCAUACCCACCCAGCCCCAGGGGCCGCGUGAGGGUCCUUCCUGCCUUCCCCACCACCCAGUGCCUUCCAAUUAUUUUUCACUGCCUUGCAGGGAUGGUGGGUAGGAUGGAGGGAAAAGACUGCUUCUACCUUCCACACUGUGCAGCAGCUGAAUACGGAUCUGCCCCUCCACUCCUGCCACCAGCUUCAGUGAGUCCCUGAGAGCCCUGAAUGGGAAGGCACCUGAGGUGAUGCUCCAGAGCCACGCUCAGUGUUGACAGAUUCCCAGAAUGGUUUGAGAAAUAAGCUGUAAGUGACCAAAACCAAGCAAUGUGAAGCCUGGAGAAAGGAGCUGCACUUCUGCCGGCUCCCACACAGGCACUGGGAUACGGUGCCGCAUCUCAGCAUCACAUCCUCCCUUUUCUCAGUGUCGCUUCCACAAACUGGUCCAGUUUCCUUUUGCUUUUGCAUGUUGUAAUUCACCCUUUGGACACUGCUCGGCAGGAAUUAAAAGUGUUGAUUUCUUUUCG
Molecule: messenger RNA, 2159 nt
Organism: Cuculus canorus (common cuckoo)
Lineage: Eukaryota; Metazoa; Chordata; Aves; Cuculiformes; Cuculidae
Gene: PEMT
Product: phosphatidylethanolamine N-methyltransferase
Exons: 8
Coding region: 53-745 (230 amino acids)
Biological process (GO): phosphatidylcholine biosynthetic process
Molecular function (GO): phosphatidylethanolamine N-methyltransferase activity
Source: RefSeq, a predicted model, not a curated record